Malus domestica (apple) is the source of this 798-nucleotide messenger RNA. Its product is annotated as mitochondrial import receptor subunit TOM9-2-like. Lineage: Eukaryota; Viridiplantae; Streptophyta; Magnoliopsida; Rosales; Rosaceae. Gene Ontology annotation, cellular component: mitochondrial outer membrane. Gene Ontology annotation, biological process: intracellular protein transport. The record is from RefSeq and is a predicted model, not a curated record.
GGGCUAACCACGACGCCUCUCAGUCUCCCACACACCGAACGCUGCAUCGAACUCUAUCUAUAUCCCUCUCUCUCUAAUGGCGGCCCAAGCUCGAAAAGGCGGAAUCUCCCUCCCGGAACGGCGGAACCCUAAGAAGGAAGGCGACGGCGUGAUCGCGAAGCUCGCGCAGUCCGAAAUUGUCAUUCGGGGAAAGCAAGCCGCAAACGACGCCGCAUUUGUCACGAAGAAGCUCAUGAAGAGCACCGGCAAGGCCGCCUGGAUCGCCGGUACCUCGUUCCUCAUACUGGUGGUGCCGUUGAUCAUCGCCAUGGACCGCGAGCAGCAGCUCAACGAGCUCGAGCUCCAGCAGGCCAACAUCCUGGGCGCUGCGCCGCCCCAGAAGUAAGUCGAGCCGGGUCCGGUUCGGUUCGGGUCUAAGACAUCGGUACCAUCCCCCUUCUCUUUACACCAUUCUGUAUCGUUAGGGUUCGAGAUUGGUGAAUCUUUUUUGGGAGAGGGGUUUUCUGUGAUGAUUGCGUAAUUUCCUAGGGUUUAAGUGAAAUUCGAUUUGGGAUUACAAUAAUUUGUAGGUCUGGUGUUUUGAUUUUGAGAUAAUGAGUAGAUUGAAUUACUGAAACUUCCGGCGGUUUGUAUGAAUCGUAUUUGAGAAUUAAAAGUUUUAGAGCUGAAUUUGUUUUCAGGAUUAGUAAAUUUUGUGCUGCUUGAUUUAGUAUUCAGGUGGUGAUAACAAUGAUAUUUGAAGUGGAUUUACAUGGGCAUGUGUUCUGCUUUGUUUAAUUUAUGGCUUUUUUCAAAGAA